AUGCCUUUUGAAGUGUUUACAGAUAUCACCAAUAAUGGUCUAUUCUACUUUGCUGCUAGUGCAUUGCUUUGGGACGAAAUGUUUUUGAGUUUUGAAUUGCUUUUCGAAGGUUUCGUUCAUAUUUUUGGCACUGCUCCCUAUACUAUUCUUACUGACAAUGAUCUCAUAAUGUCUGAUGCUAUCUGUUUCAUUCUUACUAGUAAGCAUAGUACCAAAUAUGGUCUUUGUAUUUGGCACAUGUUAAAGAAUAUAAGGUUCAAUAUGACUUCUAAGCUUAGAAUAAAGUAUAACAUGUUUCAUGCAGAUCUUAUAAAAUGUCUCAAUCAUUAUAUUGAUAAAAAUAAGUUCGAAGAGCUAUGA
This is a messenger RNA of Cetraspora pellucida, 360 nucleotides long. The record is from the annotation of a GenBank genome assembly. NCBI's taxonomy places the organism in Eukaryota, Fungi, Glomeromycota, Glomeromycetes, Diversisporales, Gigasporaceae.